Fusarium vanettenii 77-13-4 is the source of this 1138-nucleotide messenger RNA. RefSeq lists its product as uncharacterized. The coding region runs from base 53 to 760 and encodes 235 amino acids. The transcript has 2 exons. Gene Ontology annotation, molecular function: 2 iron, 2 sulfur cluster binding. Lineage: Eukaryota; Fungi; Ascomycota; Sordariomycetes; Hypocreales; Nectriaceae. The record is from RefSeq and is a predicted model, not a curated record. Gene Ontology annotation, biological process: iron-sulfur cluster assembly. Gene Ontology annotation, cellular component: mitochondrion; cytoplasm.
CAUCUACAGUCAACACCAACCUGAGACUACAACUCAUCUCCAUGCCCCGACAAUGUUCGCUACUCGAUCGGUAGCCAGAGUCGCACUGCGACGCGCUCCCAAUGCCGUGAGGUAUUUCUCCUCGUCCCGGCCUGUCGCCGUCGCCUACCAUCCCUACACACUUCCCUCCCACAACGCUCCGCCUCCGAGAGGCGAUGACGUCCCCGAGACCUCGAUAACUCAACCCGAUCCUCUUCCUAAAGUCCAUGAGACACGCCCUCCUCCUCAACAACCUCAACGACCCCAGCCUCCUCAGCAACCUCAACCGCAACAAGAGGCACCCUCACAAAAUGCUGCCCCCGCCACACAGAAGGCUUCGGCACCAGCUCCGAAGCUCAACGAGAAGGAGGCUCAGAAGCCCAAGGCUGCCCGGCCACGACCAAAGCUACGAGCCCGUAAGGCGGCCAUGAAGCUGACGCCCGCCGCCGUGGAGCAAUUGAGGGAACUCCUCGACCAGCCCGACCCCAAGCUGAUCAAAGUCGGCGUUCGGAACCGAGGUUGCAGCGGUCUGGCUUACCACCUUGAAUAUGUGGAUAAGCCUGGUGCGUUUGAUGAGACGGUGGAACAGGACGGCGUCAAGGUUUUGAUCGACAGCAAGGCGCUGUUUAGCAUCAUUGGAAGUGAGAUGGACUGGGCCGAGGACAAGCUUAACCAGCGAUUUGUGUUCCGGAAUCCCAACAUCAAGGAACAGUGCGGCUGUGGAGAGUCUUUUAUGGUUUGAAACAUGGCCGGCGUUUGGUCUAGACGGAAUAGCAACUGAGGACGACAUUUCCUCACACGAGACGACGUCAACCUAUAGACACGAGUCAUUGUUCAAAGGAAGCGAGUCCGGGAUUAUUUGGAAACCACAAAGUACAGGCCACCCUACGAGGGGUAGGACCCUGCAACACUUGGGCCAACAAACAGCACGCGGAGCGGCAUUUAUGAGUUGUGCCUUGUAACAUGAAAAAUGGGAGCCGGCGGGGAUAGGCAUGGGAGCCGAGGACCUGGAACCGGCAUAAUCAAUGGCGUUGGGUUAGAUUGGAGAGACUACCUGCCUCUUGAAGAGCAUUUAUAUCAGCGUACCUUGUGUACGGAAUAGAAAUGGCUAUGUCAUGAC